GUGCCUUUGCAUCAUUACAAGGGACCGAAAGUCAGAAUCUACUACACACUGAAACAUACCACAAAAGUACCGCGCAAAGCACUCACAAUAUGCGCCCAACUUUACUGCGCUUGGCAGAGUCCGUCAGUGUUAAACCGUUGAAUAUCGGCGAAACAAGCUCGACUCUUCUGCCUCCACUACCUCUGUAUCGCCGCUUACUUAGAGCACACCGAAGGCUCCCUAUCGAGAUGCGGUCCUUGGGAGAUGACUAUGUGAGGGCAGAAUUCCGAAGGCAUAGAGCCGUCACGAAUCCUGUCCACGUCAUGGGCUUCCUCUCGCAGUGGAAGAUGUAUCUGGACGAACUGCCUCGGGAUCCAAGCGUGAAGAAUUUUAAAAAACUGGAUGCUACAGUAUUCGAGAAGAUGUCCCCUGAACAGCUCGGCCAAUUAUACGAGCUGAUGCACGCUACAAAGGACGUAUGGAAGCCUGCUCAGGAGGAAACCGGAUCAUAAUCUUACAUGGUCUAGCUAUCUUUGUUUUAGGACUGUAAGCCGGAAACUUGAUGUAUUGUCGUCUUUGUUGUGCCAAAUAGCAUACUCCACUUUAUAUCAGCAGUAUUCCUAUUUGUUCCGGAACAACCGGCAUGCCUGAGAACUCGAUUCAUUAUUUCUCAUGAUCG
Molecule: messenger RNA, 658 nt
Organism: Serpula lacrymans var. lacrymans S7.9
Lineage: Eukaryota; Fungi; Basidiomycota; Agaricomycetes; Boletales; Serpulaceae
Exons: 5
Coding region: 90-491 (133 amino acids)
Biological process (GO): mitochondrial respiratory chain complex II assembly; succinate metabolic process
Cellular component (GO): mitochondrial intermembrane space; mitochondrion
Source: RefSeq, a predicted model, not a curated record